Fraxinus pennsylvanica is the source of this 1239-nucleotide messenger RNA. Lineage: Eukaryota; Viridiplantae; Streptophyta; Magnoliopsida; Lamiales; Oleaceae. The record is from the annotation of a GenBank genome assembly.
AUGGGUUUCUUGAAUCUCUUUGCUGUUUCAUCAAUGCCUGUCCUCAAAGUGCUUUUGGUGACUGGACUGGGAUCAUAUCUUGCAAUUGAACGUAUUAAUAUUUUGGGAGGGGAUGCAAGGAAGCAUUUGAAUAAUAUUGUGUUCUUUGUUUUCAAUCCAGCACUUAUCUCGAGCAAUUUAGCCAAAACAAUAACAUACGAAAGCAUGGUUCAGAUGUGGUUCAUGCCAUUUAAUAUCCUUAUAACAUUCAUCAUUGGUUCAGCUCUUGGGUGGGUAGUCAUUCAAAUUACAAGAGCUCCUCCACAUCUCCACGGACUUGUUAUAGGUUGUUGUGCUGCAGGCAACUUGGGCAACAUGCUUAUCAUCAUAAUCCCAGCGGUCUGUAAAGAGAGAGGAAGUCCAUUUGGAGAUCCUGAUGUUUGUUCUGAAUAUGGAAUGGGUUAUGCUUCUCUGUCAAUGGCAAUAGGGGCAAUUUAUCUAUGGUCCUAUGUAUAUAAUAUUAUAAGGAUAUCUUCAAGUAGGAACUCGAAGGAAGUUGAAAUAGACGACUUAUCAAUCACGAAGUCUUCUGCAGAAAGUUCUAUGGUUCCAUCUGGUAGCAGUUCCAUAGAAGUGGUAGAACCUUUACUUUCUUCAAAUCAGUUGGCACUUCCACAAACUAGAUUUGAGGAGAAGCCUCAGGUGCCUUUUUUGGAUAAGAUAAAGCAAUAUUUGGAGAUGCUCUUACAAAAGAUGAACUUGAAGAUGUUAUUUGCGCCAUCAACUAUUGGGGCGAUUGCUGGUUUUGUAGUUGGACUUGUACCUCAAAUUCGAAAGUUGUUGAUUGGUGACACAGCUCCUGUCCAUGUUAUCCAAGAUACCGCACUUCUGCUUGGGGAUGGAUCUAUUCCAGCUGUCACACUGAUAUUGGGAGGAAACCUUUUAAAGGGCUUAAAAGGUUCUGGGAUUCAGAAGUCUGUUAUUUUAGGCAUAAUAAUUGUUCGGUACAUUGCCCUGCCUCUGCUAGGCAUUGUCAUUGUGAAAGGGGCACUUCGCUUUGGUUUGGUGCAUCAGAAUCCAUUAUAUGAAUUUGUUCUUUUGCUUCAGUUCGCACUUCCACCAGCAAUGAACAUAGGUACUAUGUCUCAGUUAUUUGGUGCUGGAGAGAGUGAAUGCUCAGUUAUUAUGCUGUGGUGUUAUGUCUUGGCUUCGUUAGCACUCACUCUGUGGUCAACGUUGUUCCUGUGGCUCGUGGCCUGA